This is a messenger RNA of Cucumis sativus (cucumber), 1203 nucleotides long. Its product is annotated as protein CANDIDATE G-PROTEIN COUPLED RECEPTOR 2. The record is from RefSeq and is a predicted model, not a curated record. Gene Ontology annotation, biological process: G protein-coupled receptor signaling pathway. Lineage: Eukaryota; Viridiplantae; Streptophyta; Magnoliopsida; Cucurbitales; Cucurbitaceae. Gene Ontology annotation, molecular function: G protein-coupled receptor activity. The coding region runs from base 184 to 1095 and encodes 303 amino acids. Gene Ontology annotation, cellular component: plasma membrane. The transcript is spliced from 6 exons.
UUUUCCAUCGACUAAAUUCUUACGAAUAAUCUUCUUCUUCUUCUUCUUUGCAAUUCCGAUAAUAUGCUUAAAAAAUUUCCCUCUUUAUUUCUCUCCAAAUCCAUCCAUGCUUUCAUUCUUUAAUGGGUCGCAUGAUCUGUGUUCAGUAGAUCGAAAACUUUCCUGAUUUCGCUGUUUCCAGAAAUGGGGACGAUUCUCCUACCAGUUUUCAGUUCCUCUGAUGCUUUGUCGCCGAUUGGGAGUUUUUCAUCUCAGCUCAAUGGGGAUGUCCGGGGACUCACUGCCGCCUCCUCCGGUUGUCAUGGAAUGUGGUAUAGUGCUCUUUUGGUUGCGCCCUCGGUUUUGUUCGCCAUCUAUUUGGCGAUUAGUGCCAUCAGGAACAUCAAGAAGUUUUUUCUUGGUCGGUCGUUUAUAAUGAUUUCGUAUUAUGCCCUUCUUUGGAUCACUACGCUCUUAAAUCUUGCUUGGUGCUCUCUUCAGGAAUGGGAAUGCUCUCCUGGGAAGAAGUUUCUUUGGAAUCUUUUGUCGUUGUUCACAUUGUCUGGAAUGUUGUUUCUGGAAAUUAGUCUGGUAGCCUUCUUACUCAAAGCGAAUUAUUCAGGUGGGAUGGAAGCACUGUUGCACAAUUUUAUUGUCUCGGGAACUUUAGUUGGUGUGGAUGUGCUUCUUAAGGUCAUAUACGUGUUUGGGUUUGGCAUUCCACUGUUCAUCGGGGUUGGUAGUUCACACUGGUCAAAGUGGGGUGUAUGGACCAUCCACAAGUUAUUGUUAACUGCAGCUUAUGGCUUCAUAUUAUUUGUUCAUUUCUCAAAAUGGAGAGAUAAGCUACCACCCAGACCAUCAUUCUACAAUUAUAUCGCUGUGAUGUUUGUUGUUAGCGCUUUAGCAUUUUUUGCCAGUGGGCUUUCCGCGUUUGGAGUUAGGUUUGGCAUCUGGUUGUACAAUUUCACGGUUAUCAGCUACCAUUCUAUGUAUCUCCCAUUCCUCUAUGUGACGUUUCUGGCAGAUUUUUUCCAGGAGGAAGACUUCCUUUUGGAGAAUGCAUACUAUUCAGAGAUGAGAGAUGCAGGAUUCUUUGAUUCAGAGUGGGAUUAGAUGUCUUUGUAUGAUUUGUAUGGUUAAUGUUUACAUACGAUGUAAAUAAACAUAAACAGAAAUUUCUCAUUAGCAAUAAAGCCUAAUUCCAUUUUCUGUUCUCAUUCA